CUGUAUCUCUUCCAAUAAUGGCUGCAUCUUCAGCUUAUUUUCAUCAAUUCUUCAUUGUUUAAUUCUCUUUCUUCUUCAAAGUUUACUGCUUUCUCUUCAGAUUUUUGCUAUCUUUUUUCUUCCAUUAAUGGCUGUUCAAGCUCAAUACCCUUCCGAUUUCCUUCUCGUAAACAGAAGUGCAGAACAGGGGACGGCAAUAACAACGCCGAUCAAUUCAUUCUCUUUGCAAACGCAAACGCCACAGUUGAUAGACCUUUCUCUACUUCACCGAACAAAUUUAGUCUCCACCGGCCUCCGAUUAUCUUCCGUCGAUCAACAGCAAAGUCAAAAUCAUAGUGAUCCUCAACAACAACAACAAUUAAGUCUUAUUUCGAACUUUUCUACCCUUUUUUCUAUAGUAUCAGAUAAUUUGGGUUCCCAAAUUAAACGCCAGAGAGAAGAGUUAGACCAGUUUCUUCUAGCCCAGGGGGAGGAAUUGCGGCGUGCGUUAGCGGAGAAAAGGCAAAGGCAUUACCGAGCGCUACUCGGUGCAGCGGAGGAAUCGGUAGCGAGAAGGUUGAGAGAGAAAGAAGCGGAAGUGGAGAAAGUAAAGCGUCGGAACACCGAGUUGGAGGCACACGCGGCACAAAUUAGCCUGGAGGCGCAGGUUUGGCAGGCGAAAGCGAGGGCUCAGGAGGCGUCAGCGGUUUCGUUAGAAGCGCAACUCCAACAGGCUAUAAUGAGCAGAGGGGCCGUAGUGGUGCACGAUAGUAGGAGAAGGGACGAGGGGUUGAACUGUACGGGUGGGGUCGAAGGGACGGCGGAGGACCCGGACCGUGUGGUUCCGUCGGGAUCGGCUUGCAAGGCCUGUAGAAUAUGUGUGGCGUCGGUGGUGCUACUGCCGUGCCGGCAUCUUUGCUUGUGUAUAGAGUGUGAUAGAGUGGCCCAAGCCUGCCCGCUUUGCCUCACCGUCCGAAAAUCUAGCGUUGAGGUUUUUCUUUCUUAAAAGUUUUACUUUUCAAAGAUAAAAAAA
Molecule: messenger RNA, 1012 nt
Organism: Hibiscus syriacus
Lineage: Eukaryota; Viridiplantae; Streptophyta; Magnoliopsida; Malvales; Malvaceae
Product: E3 ubiquitin-protein ligase BOI-like
Exons: 3
Coding region: 128-985 (285 amino acids)
Molecular function (GO): ubiquitin-protein transferase activity
Source: RefSeq, a predicted model, not a curated record